UGUCAUUUACUCUGCCUUUUGAGCUCUUCUUAUUCUUAUCAUCUUCAUCCAAAAUAACAUACAAACAAUCCCAACAAUGACCAGCUUCACCAACCCCACAACUCUCUUUCACCCCCAAAACCUCCACCACCACCACCAUCAAAACAGGCCACUGCCACUCUCAUUAAUCCGAUCAUCAUUUUCCGGCGAAGAAAAACCAACCCACCAUCAUCAUCACCACCACCACCGUCGAAACAUUGUGACAACAUUGGUAGUCACUUCCAUAGCACUUGGGCUACACCAAGUCAGUCCAGUGGCACUAGCAGAGAGCUGGGGCACACGUUCAUUUCUAAGAGAACGUUUCUUCGAGCCGGGGUUGUCGCCUGAAGAUGCGGCGGCGAGAAUCCGGCAGACGGCGGAGGGACUGCAUAGCAUCAGGGAGAUGCUGGAAACAAUGUCUUGGAGGUAUGUGUUGUUCUACAUUCGACUCAAGCAAUCCUAUCUCUCUCAGGAUAUGCAAAAUGCCAUGUCUACUGUGCCCGAAAACCGCCGACAGUCUUAUGUCAAUGCUGCCAACGAGUUGGUUGACAACAUGGCCGAGUUUGAUAACUACAUUCGGACGCCAAAAGUUUACGAAUCGUAUGUAUACUAUGAGAAGACCCUGAAAUCAAUAGAUGACCUUGUCGCAUUGCUAGCAUGACUAGACAGUAAUGGAGAUUCAUCAGAGGCUCACAAUGAAUGUCAAUGUUUUUUUCCUGAGUAUUUUUUUGGUGGUGGUGGUUAUCUUGAAUACAUCAUAAAUGCUAUUAGCUCAGAAAGUUGUGUUCAUAAUCUUACCAAGAAAGUAAAUGUACAUUGUAAACUCUAUUUUUAUAUUGCGGGAUCACGCUUU
Molecule: messenger RNA, 871 nt
Organism: Camellia sinensis
Lineage: Eukaryota; Viridiplantae; Streptophyta; Magnoliopsida; Ericales; Theaceae
Gene: PNSL2
Product: PsbQ-like 2
Biological process (GO): photosynthesis; photosynthetic electron transport chain
Cellular component (GO): chloroplast; photosystem II oxygen evolving complex; photosystem II
Molecular function (GO): calcium ion binding
Source: RefSeq, a predicted model, not a curated record